GCUGCAGUACAUACAGAGCUUGUUGCUGUACAGUUGAGACAGAAGAAGUUGUCACCUCACAUUCUUGUUCAUCACCACAAUGUCCACGAUGAUAGAGACAGCUGCAGGGUUUGGAGUGGCCGAGAUGCCGGUGCGUGCUGAUGAUGUGAUGAAGCUGCUCAGCCACGUUGCCCAGGUGAAGGGCAUGAAAGCUGCUGUGGCACACUCUGGCCGGGGAGCACUGCUGACAGGUGCAUCAGCCUUUGUCGGGGGGAUACUGGGAGGCCCACCUGGAAUCGCUGUAGGAGGAGCAGUGGGUGGAUUGAUUGGAUGGAUAACUUCUGGACAGUUCAAGUCAGUCCCUCAGAUUUUAGUGGAAUUGCCUGCUGCUGAGAAGCAGAAACUCUGUGCUGAAGCCAUGGUUGUUGUCAAGAACAUACACUGGACUGAUGCUGCUCAGCUGAUUGCUCUUGUAAUGUCAAAUUCUUCUCUCACGGACAAGCUGUUAGGAGUGCUGACCACUUACCUUACCAAUGAGCUAAAAGCACAAAUAAAAUAUGGAGAAUAAUCCUUUACACAGCAGGCUUUUUAUGCUGGAAUGAAUUUUACUCCCAUAGCUGUGAAUCUUUAGCACAACAAUUACUAGCUAUCAAUACUAAUUAUAGAUAUAUGCUGAUCUUAAUAAUUUUGGGGUAUUCCGUUUUGGCAUUUUUAAAUUUUUAUUAUCUUUUUUGAUUUGUGUGGAUUUGUAAAGAUAGUAUUAAAUCACUGCAUUAUCCUAACACUGACUUGCUAUGUAAUUUUGGAUUGCCUGCCCUAGGACUAAUUCAAAUUGCUGAAGGGAGUCAUGAUGCUCUUAGGCUGAUGUGUCACUUGUGAAAAUUUUCAAAGUUUUGUUUAGGAGACUUGACUCUGUUUGUUUAAGUGCUUUAAUUUUUUCCCCUGUGAUUGACAUGUAAGGUGCCAAAGUAGCUGGGGCACUUUGAAGAAUUUUACCUGUUGUUUGUUUUCAGCCCUGGGAAGGAAAGUUUUAUAAGGAAGUACAUUACUGUGAACUCAAAGGACUCAAUCCAUACUUUGUCACAUUUUUAUUGUAAUUUUUGAGUUUUCUUUUUAUGUAAGAAGUGAAGCAAAUACUUAAGAUAUCAAAUAUCAGGAAAAUAAACUGUGAACAUUUUCAAUUUUCACUAGGUUCCUGUGCCCUAGAAUGGGAGGGAGUGGCAAGCAUUAAAAGAAUGGGGAGCUGAAUCAGUUUUUUAUUAGCCCCAGGAUUAAGGUUGUCAUUUCAGCAUUGUUUUCUUGACUUGAGUCUGUACAGCUGGUCCUCUGUUUUCAUUAAAAUAUUCCUAAGAAGCCUCA
Molecule: messenger RNA, 1338 nt
Organism: Sturnus vulgaris (Common starling)
Lineage: Eukaryota; Metazoa; Chordata; Aves; Passeriformes; Sturnidae
Gene: C12H19orf12
Product: chromosome 12 C19orf12 homolog
Source: RefSeq, a predicted model, not a curated record